AUGCCAAAGGUGUUCAAGAACAAACACCAAAGAAUUCAUCACAGUGCCGAAAGUGCCCAAGAACAAAUGUCAGAGAAUUCACCACAUAACGCCAAAGGUGUUCAAGAACAAAUACCAGAGAAUUCAUCAAAAGAAUUCAUUACAGUGCCAAAAGUGCCAAAGAACAAAUGCCGGAGAAUUCACUACACAACAUCAAAGGUGUUCAAGAACAAACACCAGAGAAUUCAUCAAAGUACCGAAAGUGCUCAAGAACAAACAUCAGAAAAUUCACCACAUAAUUCCGAAGAUGUUCAAGAACAAACACCAGAGAAUUCAUCACAUGCCGAAAGUGCCAAAGGACAAAUGCCAGAGAAUUCAUCACACAAUGCUGAAGGUGUCAAGAACAAACAUCAGAGAAUUCAUCACAGUGCCCAAGAACAAAUGCCGGAGAAUUCACACACAAUGCUGAAGGUAUUUAAGAACACCAGAGAAUUUAUUAUAGUGCCAAGAACAAAUACUGGAGAAUUCACCACACAAUGCCAAAG
Dentiscutata heterogama is the source of this 524-nucleotide messenger RNA. The record is from the annotation of a GenBank genome assembly. Lineage: Eukaryota; Fungi; Glomeromycota; Glomeromycetes; Diversisporales; Gigasporaceae.